Messenger RNA from Numida meleagris (helmeted guineafowl), 4007 nucleotides. It is a transcript of the gene CHEK2, whose product is annotated as checkpoint kinase 2. NCBI's taxonomy places the organism in Eukaryota, Metazoa, Chordata, Aves, Galliformes, Numididae. Gene Ontology annotation, biological process: mitotic DNA damage checkpoint signaling; protein phosphorylation. Gene Ontology annotation, cellular component: nucleus; cytoplasm. The record is from RefSeq and is a predicted model, not a curated record. The coding region runs from base 57 to 1529 and encodes 490 amino acids. Gene Ontology annotation, molecular function: protein binding; ATP binding; protein serine/threonine kinase activity. The transcript is spliced from 13 exons.
GCGGCGGUGCGGGCGGGAGGGAGGAGUUGAGCCGCGUGUGGGGAAGCGCGAGUUCAAUGCUGCCGCGCGUGCCGGCGGCGCUAGCCAUGUCUCGGGAAACGAGGAGCGAGGCGCAGCAGUCCCAGGGCACGCAGCAGUCGCAGGGCACGCAGCAGUCCCAGAGCGGCACCAGCUCCUCCUCCAGCGCCUCGCAGAGCGCCAGUCAGUCCUCGUCCAGCUCCGGCACGCUCAGCUCGCUGGACACCGUGCUCACGCAGGAGCUGCCGUCCAUCCCCGAGGACCCGGAACCCGACGAGCUCGUUCCCCAGCCGUGGGGUCGGCUCUUUGCGCUCGGAAAAGGUUUCAGCAAUUGGGACUGCGUGAAUGACGAGUACUGGUUUGGAAGAGAGAAAAGCUGCGAUUACAGUUUUUCUAAGCUGGGAUUAUCCGAGACUGGAUUUUACCAAAACUAUAGCAAGAAGCACUUCCGAAUUUUCCGGGAAAUGGGACCAAAAAAUUCAUAUGUUGCCUACAUUGAAGAUCACAGUGCAAAUGGAACUUUCGUUAAUAGAGAGCUCAUUGGAAGAGGGAAGAGGCUCCCGCUGACUCAUAACUCUGAAAUUGCACUGUCUAUUCAGACUAACAGGGUGUUUGUCUUUUCUGAUCUUACGGUGGAUGAUCAGUUGGCGUACCCUAGAGAACUCCGAGAGAAGUAUAUCAUGUCAAAGACUUUGGGAAGUGGUGCCUGUGGAGAAGUCAAACUGGCAUUUGAGAAGAGCACUUGUAAUAAAGUUGCGGUAAAGAUAAUCAAUAAGCGGAAGUUUAUGGCCAGUGGUAUUAGAGAGGCAAACCCAGCUUUUAAUAUCAACACAGAAAUAGAGAUUUUGAAGAAAAUAGAUCAUCCUUGCUUAAUCAAGAUCAAAAACUUCUUUGAAGCAGAGGACUACUACAUUGUUUUGGAACUGAUGGAAGGAGGAGAAUUGUAUGACAGAGUGUCAAGGCCAGUCAAGAUGAAAGAAGCUACCUGCAAGUUGUACUUUUAUCAGAUGCUGCUGGCUGUGAAGUAUCUUCAUGACAAUGGAAUCAUACACCGGGAUCUAAAGCCAGAGAACGUGCUGCUUUCAUCUUCUGAAGAGACGUGUCUGAUAAAGAUUACAGAUUUUGGACAAUCCAAGAUUCUUGGAGAAACUUCUCUUAUGAAAACAUUAUGUGGUACUCCCACGUAUCUCGCUCCUGAGGUUCUAAAUUCACUUGGGACCGCUGGAUACAGCCGAGCUGUGGACUGCUGGAGUUUAGGAGUUAUUCUUUUUGUAUGCUUGUGUGGAUAUCCACCAUUUAACGAGCAACACACUCAUCUAUCACUGAAAGACCAAAUCACUCGUGGAGAAUACAUAUUCAUUUCAAAAGAAUGGAAACACGUAUCCAACACGGCUCUGGAUCUUGUGAAGAAGCUGUUGGUAGUGGAUCCAAGCAAACGUUUUACAAUAGAAGAAGCCUUAGAGCAUCCCUGGCUUCAGGUAGGAAUUGAGUCCUUUAAUUUCUUGAUAUAAACUCAAAGGCAGUUCAGUAACCUGAAUUUCAUGAGGUUUUGCUUCUGCGAGGAAGCAGGGAAACUGACUACCCUGGUCACCAGAGAUCUCUAUGUACCCAAUCCCGCAUCUGUGGAGAAUGCCAUAAAAGAUGAUGAGAAAUGAGAGCUUUGAUUCUGCAGCUUCUUGGGACUAACAGCUGUUACUUUAAGUCAGAGCUUCAACCCACCAGUUUGUAGGCUGCUCCUGACAGCAUCCAGCAGAAGAGCAACUGCUGGUUUGUGCUUCCCACUGCUGCCUGCCUGCUGGCCAGACUUUUCUGCUGGCUGCUGUAAGAGUGGAGGGAUCCUGAUGCCUGUUUGCAGGGAGAUAAGAAGGGAAGAGCACGCUGUAUGUCUGAGUUAAUUGUUCGUUUUGCUGGCAUUGUGAAUAACAUAUAGGAAAAGGAGCCAUCAGAUCCCAACCUGUAGAAUGACAUUAGCCCAGAUACUAAUAGUCACAACUUUCCUGUUGAACAACUUGAGACCAGAGUGAACGUUUUGAAGAGAUGGCUGCUAUAAGCAAGAUGAUCAAGCAGCACCUAAUUAUGUGUCAAGGACUUUCUUGCAGUAUACAAAGCAAACCUGCUUCUUUGCUGUCCCAACAAAAACUCUCUCUGCAGCACACAGAUUCUCUUUUUUUUUCCUGUUUUCCUUAUUUUUAACUCUUGCAAAGGCAACUAGGCCACGUGCUGUUUUUCACUGUGCUGGUUUUCUUGGCCACAGGCCCUGACAAAGUCAUUGUUAGCUCUUACCCCCUGCCAUGGUAUGUAUGCUUUCUCAAUUUUUCUCAGUUCCAUGUUCUUUUUCUACUGUUGUUGCUGCUGUUCCUAGUCUUGUAGCCUUGCUUGAUGCUGUUCAGUGCCUUCUCCCACCCUAAACACCUAUUUGCUUAUUUUCUGCUUUUAAUUUGAUUUCUCCUUUGCCCUCCACCUUGUCAUGAGUACACCAUAGGUAAGUUUUAUCCUUCCAAAUCGUAUACUUCUGCCAGAGAGAAAAAGGAAUCAUUUAUUCCUCUCUUCUCCAAAGUUACUGCACUAUUCAUUUUAUGUCUGUUCACUUUUCUCUUUAUUAUCUGAAUAUUACAUCAUCCAGCUGUAGAUGUCGCUGUUUUGCAGGAGAAUUGGACUUGAUGACCUUUAAGGUUCCCUUCCAAGUCAAAAGAUUCUAUGAUCUUUGUAGCUUAACUAACUCGUAGAACUGUAGCUCCUGUGACUUCGUAUGCCCUCUGCAUAGGCUGAAGCAAGGGAGAAUCACUCAAAUCAGCAGCUGGCAGUUACUGAGACAGGAAAUUCAGUUGGACAAUCGUUUUUAAGUCAGUAACUUGUCCCAGUUAUACUGCUGGGCAUCCAGAAAUUCUUCCUGUCUUUCCUGGCUUCUGCUACUCCAGUUUUGUGGUAAUUUCUGCAGUGGGUUAAUCGGCUGUAGCUUUCUUACAUUUAUGAUGCUGAGUAGGGUAAGUUACUGAUAAACCAUGAUAUACUGAUUUUAAGAAUUCCUGCUUUGCACAGUGUGAAAGAGGAAGCAUAUGACAGCAAUUUACACAAGUUAAGACUGAGAGCUGUCAGUAUGUGAACUGAAGCUGUUAGCAUCUUUCCUCUGUACGCUCUUUAGGGGCAGCUCUUACUGCUAUGUUCGAUUUUGAAGAUGGGACAAAAAGUUUUACAAAGCAUUUUACCUGCAAAUCCAUAUGUCAUCUAGCAUUCAGAUGUCACUCUUUAAGCUGUUUCUCUUUGUGAGCUUUUAUUAAAAAUGCCAGUUGUUUAUAUGCGAUAUAUUGCCUGCCUUGAGAGGCCAACAUACAAUAUGUUCAGUUCUAAAUAUCACAAACCUCGAGCACUACCACCAGCAAAGCUGCUUGAGUCUUGUGAUCACAAGUAGUGAGAAGGAGCUACUGGCUCCCUGCUCCCUCCUGUGUUUGUCUGUAAGUAUUACCUCUAAAGUCUAGUAUGAAAACACCCAUGAGAUGCAUACUUAAUGUUACAGAAUGUUAGCCCCCUCUAGCGAUCUGGGGUCCACUCGAGAGUUUUUCAGUUAUUAAGCACACAUGUUCUCCAAACAAAACAUAAAUUUUACAACUCAAUUAAAAAAAAAUGGUGUUAUAUAAGUGGAAAACGUGAUGCUGAAAGAAGACAAGUCCAAAUUCUAUAUAAAAUAAAUCGUACGUUCACAUUGAAGCCUUUCUGUAGUGCUGAAGAACAUAUUUAAACCAGAAAAGGAGAUACUUCAGUACUCUAUAGUUUGGAAUAAGAACUCACCUCCCCUGCCUUCCACCCAAAAAAUGGUUAAAAUUUUUGAAACCUAUAGGAGCUAGAUGAUCCUUAAUUCUCUUGUACCUCUGCUAGUGAAUGUCUCAUUCACUUUUCCCUGAGUUUCCCAAUCUUUGCUGUGAUAAUUGAACAAAGUUUUUACAGAACUUGUUAUAUCCAGGUAGAUGUUAAGAAUAAAUGUCUGUUUUUGG